GAGGGGGGCGGCCGAGCCCCGCCAACAGAGGACAAGCCCAGGAGUCCGGCCCGACAAGGCUCGGGCCCCGCCCCUCGGCCCCGCCCCCGCCUGGCGGCCGCGCCUCUUAGGCGGGCGGAGCCGCUGAGCUUCGCCGCGGCGGGGAGGAGGGGAGAGCAGGCUCAGAGGCGGCUGCAGGGCACUGGGCUGGGCGGUGCUUUUUUUUUUCUUUUCUUUCUUUCUUUUUUUUUUUUUUUUUCGCAAUUUCCACUUUCGGAGAGCAGGAAACCCGGAGCAGCCGGGUGCAGCGGGGCCGCGAUGCAGCAGCAGCAGCAGCAGGAGUCGCCCCAGGGCAGCAGCGGCAGCAGCAGCAGAAGCAGUAGCGGGCGGCGCUGAGCUGCCACCACCGCCGCUGAGGAAGAAGCCGGCCAAGCAGCAGCCGCGUCCCGACGCCCGCGCCCCCGAUCCCCGCGCCGCGACCUCCGCGCCCCGAACCCUACGCCCGGUUCCGCCAACUUUCACUCUGCUUUGGCGACUCAGCUCGGCUUGGCGCCAAUGGUGGAGGCCAUAGUGGAGUUUGAUUACCAGGCCCAGCAUGAUGAUGAGCUGACGAUCAGCGUGGGUGAGGUCAUCACCAACAUCAGGAAGGAGGAUGGAGGCUGGUGGGAGGGACAGAUCAACGGCAGGAGAGGUUUGUUCCCUGACAACUUUGUAAGAGAAAUAAAGAAGGAUGUGAAGAAAGACCUUCUCUCUAACAAAGCUCCUGAGAAGCCCAUGCAUGAUGUGUCCAGUGGAAACUCUUUGCUUUCUUCUGAAACCAUUUUAAGAACCAAUAAACGAGGAGAGCGACGGAGACGCCGAUGCCAGGUGGCGUUCAGCUACCUGCCUCAGAAUGACGAUGAGCUUGAGCUGAAAGUCGGGGACAUCAUAGAGGUUGUAGGAGAGGUGGAGGAAGGAUGGUGGGAAGGCGUACUCAAUGGGAAGACUGGAAUGUUUCCUUCCAACUUCAUCAAGGAGCUGUCAGGGGAGUCGGAUGAGCUUGGCAUUUCCCAGGAUGAGCAGCUUUCCAAGUCAAGGCCUGAAGGUUUCCUUCCAGCUUCUCUGCUGCCCUUUCCAGCUCAUGGAGCAAAAGGAAAGACUACCUUUGAAGGGACAAUUCUGUACCGAGCUGCACCGGGAAAGACGGAGGGCCACAGACGCUAUUACAGCUUAAGAGAAACCACAGGCUCCGAGAGUGAUGGAGGCGACUCAAGCAGUACCAAGUCUGAAGGCGCCAAUGGGACGGUGGCAACUGCAGCUAUCCAGCCCAAGAAAGUUAAAGGAGUGGGGUUUGGAGAUAUUUUCAAAGACAAGCCAAUUAAACUAAGACCAAGGUCGAUUGAAGUGGAAAAUGACUUCCUGCCUGUAGAAAAGACAAUUGGGAAGAAGUUACCUCCAGCUACAUCAACCCCAGACCCAUCGAAAACAGAAAUGGACAGCAGGACAAAGACCAAGGAUUACUGCAAAGUAAUAUUUCCAUAUGAGGCACAGAAUGAUGACGAAUUGACAAUCAAGGAAGGAGAUAUAGUGACUCUCAUCAAUAAGGACUGCAUCGAUGUAGGCUGGUGGGAAGGAGAGCUCAAUGGCAGACGAGGAGUGUUUCCUGACAACUUCGUGAAGUUACUUCCGUCAGACUUCGACAAGGAAGGGAAUAGACCCAAGAAGCCGCCACCUCCAUCCGCUCCUGUCAUCAAACAAGGGGCAGGUACCACAGAGAGAAAACAUGAAAUUAAAAAGAUACCUCCUGAAAGACCGGAAACACUUCCAAACAGAACAGAAGAGAAAGAAAGACCAGAGAGAGAGCCAAAACUGGAUUUACAGAAGCCUUCUGUUCCUGCCAUCCCACCUAAAAAGCCUCGUCCACCUAAGACCAAUUCUCUGAACAGACCCGGUGUGUUGCCCCCAAGAAGACCCGAGCGACCAGUGGGCCCACUGACACACACCAGGGGUGACAGUUCAAAGAUUGACUUGGCAGGCAGCACGCUCUCUGGCAUCUUGGAUAAGGACCUCUCAGACCGCAGCAAUGAUAUUGACCUAGAAGGUUUUGACUCCGUGAUAUCAUCUACUGAAAAACUCAGCCACCCAACCACAAGCAGACCAAAAGCUACGGGAAGACGGCCUCCUUCUCAGUCGCUCACAUCUUCUUCCCUUUCAAGCCCUGAUAUCUUUGACUCCCCAAGUCCCGAAGAAGAUAAAGAGGAACACAUUUCGCUUGCGCACAGAGGAAUAGACGUGUCAAAGAAGACUUCCAGAACUGUUACCAUAUCCCAAGUGUCUGAUAACAAGGCUUCCCUGCCACCCAAGCCAGGGACCAUGGCAGCUGCCAGCAGUGGGCCAGCCUCUCUCUCUUCAGUGGCUUCCUCUCCCAUGUCAUCCUCUUUGGGAACAGCUGGACAACGAGCCAGUUCUCCAUCUCUGUUCAGCGCAGAAGGAAAAGCAAAGACGGAGUCUGCAGUGAGCAGCCAGGCUGCCAUCGAGGAGCUCAAGAUGCAAGUCCGUGAGCUGAGAACCAUCAUCGAGACCAUGAAGGACCAGCAGAAACGUGAGAUUAAGCAGUUACUGUCAGAAUUGGAUGAAGAGAAAAAGAUCCGGCUCCGAUUGCAGAUGGAGGUGAAUGACAUAAAGAAAGCUCUCCAAUCAAAAUGAAUACUUGAUCAUUGAAACGCCACAUUAUUCACCCCGAGUGCAAGACUCAGAUAUUCUGCCCCAAUCAAAAUCAUCUUGUGCCAAAAAAAAAAAAAAUUAAAGGUUUGAUUCAUCGUGUCCCUGUUUGAACAUUCAGCACAAAAGUCUUCUUAGCACAACACAAUUCUACCCAAGAGAAGACUCUUUCCCAUGGUGUUGUCCUGGGUCCGGCAGUGGUUGUGAUUUAGAGCCAAACGUGCUAAAGGCUUUUCUACCUUGAGAUCUCCGGCAAAAUGAAAACUCAGGCAGUUUAGUCCAUAGUAGUACUAUUUUGAUGAUAUUUUCCAUUAACAAAAUGUAAUUUCGGAUUAUUCGUUUAUAGGCUUUAUAAUGUUAUGGUUUUUUUUUUUUAAAUCGUGUUUUGUCACAGAUGCCCCUAGUGUUUGUGCUAACGUAGUCAGAAGCAAGUGCCUCACUCACUUGCUGCAGAUGGAGCAAAUGCUGCCUGGCUUUGUAUUCCCCAUUUAGGAGUCUAUCACAUAUGCAAUUUGAGGUCCAAUCCUUCCCUUUCCCUGCCAGCUGACCCCCACCACUCUAAGAGAAAUUUUAGCUUAUAUAUGAUGGUAUAUUUACAAAAAGAGAAAGAAAAAAUCUGGUAUUUGCAAUGAUCUGUGCCUUCUUUCUACCACCCUUUUGAUUGGAGCUUUUGUGAUGCAGCUACCAAGAUUCCAAAUAAAGAAAUAAAAAUCAGCCACUUUUAUCCCUGUCCACUAGAGGCCACUGUCUUCACAGCUUCUCUCACCCUAGCCAAAGGUCCUAAGAGGAAUCCGCUGAGAAGUCUGGCCUGCUCUUUGGUACCAGCUGUGACUUUUCCGUUUCUCCUGCUUUGAGGUUGUUCACGAGACUAGAAAUGUCAUUCCAGCUUGAUUGUUUUAUCAUCAGCCAAGUUAAACCCCUGCUUCCUGCCUUUUACACCUAUUGCGUGAACAGAAUAUGCAUUAUUAAAGCAAAAAUAAAUAAAAAUAAAAUGCAAGUGAAAA
This is a messenger RNA of Rattus norvegicus (Norway rat), 3683 nucleotides long. It is a transcript of the gene Sh3kbp1, whose product is annotated as SH3 domain-containing kinase-binding protein 1. NCBI's taxonomy places the organism in Eukaryota, Metazoa, Chordata, Mammalia, Rodentia, Muridae. Gene Ontology annotation, biological process: positive regulation of B cell activation. Gene Ontology annotation, cellular component: endocytic vesicle; focal adhesion; synapse. The record is from RefSeq and is a predicted model, not a curated record.